This is a messenger RNA of Hippocampus comes (tiger tail seahorse), 2412 nucleotides long. RefSeq names its product cyclin dependent kinase inhibitor 1Bb (gene cdkn1bb). The coding region runs from base 393 to 932 and encodes 179 amino acids. Gene Ontology annotation, biological process: G1/S transition of mitotic cell cycle; negative regulation of cyclin-dependent protein serine/threonine kinase activity; negative regulation of mitotic cell cycle. The transcript is spliced from 3 exons. Gene Ontology annotation, molecular function: cyclin-dependent protein serine/threonine kinase inhibitor activity; protein-folding chaperone binding. Gene Ontology annotation, cellular component: cytoplasm; nucleus. The record is from RefSeq and is a predicted model, not a curated record. Lineage: Eukaryota; Metazoa; Chordata; Actinopteri; Syngnathiformes; Syngnathidae.
UCAAGCUCUCAAACUCUAAAGUACGUCGACUCAAUCGCCAUAUUGGCUUCGGAGAAGCUCAUGUGUGCGCGAACGUCCUCUGUUUUUUUGUUGUUUGUUUUGUUUUUUCCCCCCUCCAGCGGAUUUAAAGUGACAAGAAGCGGUUGGGAGUUGACGAAAGCGAGGCGAGCUAAAACGGUUGACGUUUUAAUGGCGUGAACGGUUUUCCCCAUCUUUACCCUACGUCGCGUUUGACUAUUUUUUUGGGAAGAUCUUAACCAGCGUAGAAUUGUUUUCGUUCACCCCGAAAAAAGUGGACGCUCCCGGUUGUUUUCGUGGGUCUUUCUCCGUGGUGGAGCGGAGCGGGGUGGGGGAUUAAAACAGAAAACAACAAAACAUUAAAAAAAAAAAAGAUGUCCGAUGUUCGACUUUCCAGCGGCAGCCCGACGUUGGAGCGGAGCGAACCGCGCUUGUCGGAGCACCCAAAACCGUCAGCCUGCCGGAUCCUCUUCGGCUCGGUGGACCACGACGAGCUCCGUCGGGAUUUAAAGGGACACCUGCGGGAGCUCGAGGAGGCCGCCGUCGCCAAAUGGAGCUUCGACUUCGCCUCGCACAGCCCGCUGGAAAACGACGCCGGGCUCCGCUGGGAGCUGGUGGACUGUCGCGAUGUGCCGGACUUCUAUACGCGACUGGAGCGAAGGAGUUCGGGGAAUAACCGUUUGGAUGUAAACGGGAACCACCGCUGUGUUGUCGGCGAGCCCGCGGAAGAGCGAGCCGGUGGGCCGACGUCGUGCCCGGAGCAGUGCACCGCUUUGAGGAAGAGACCUGCCUGUCACGAGCCCUCAACCCAAAGUAAGAGGUCGCACAGCAGCCCGGCUGAGUAUCCGAGCCGGAGUCGCUCCGCCGAACACACGCCCAGAAAGAGCAGCGGAAGCCCGGGGAGGCAAACGUGAGACGCGCGAGUUGAAGAUGCAUUUCCUCUGCGUAUCUCAGUCGCCUUUUUUUUUUCUUCGUUUUGGAAGAAGAGGAAGUACACACAUCAUGAGAAACAUAUCAGCUCUCUUCGAGGACGCUGUUGAAGCACUGAUUCAGAAAAACACUAAAAAAAAAAACAAAGUUGUGGCACUCAAAACGAAAAUUUGUUGUUUUUGUUUAAAGUUACUGCCUCUGAAAAGCAGUCGAUGUAGCAUUGUGCAAUUAGGUUUGAGUUCUGUUCCUUUGCUCCUUAUUUUUUUUUGUACUACCUGUGUGUGUAUAUAAAUUAUAAUUAUUUCUCUCAAUUAAAAAGGACAAGGUGUGAAUUUUGAUUUGACGUGAAGAAUUGCAGUGUAGUUUGAUUUCCAAAAUGCUGUUUUAUUUACUGAAAGGCAGUUUUGACUUUGACACAGUUAAAAAAAUAAGAGUGUGUGUGUGUGUGUGUGUGUGUGAGAGAGAGAGAGAGAGAGAAAAAAAGAUAAAUCGCUUCAGUUUCUCGACAGUGUAUCUUCACACUUCCAAACUUGUCAGUGAAGAACGGUACAAAUGUGACCAUUGUCUGUUCCCUUCACAGGAUUGCAAAGUUAUUAUUUAAAUGGCCCUAAUACUUCUGAUGGAGGAUUUUUAGUUAUUUUUUUUGUUAUUAUUAUUAUUAUUAUUAUUAUUAUUUUAAAGUUUCUCAGAAUCUGAUUUCCUUUUUGUGUUCCUUGCACACCUCAGCCUUUAUUCAAACAGUGCGAUGGAGUUGAGGUACUUUUUGAAGAAAAAAAAAAAAAAUUCAAGAUUGGUGCGAAAGGGUCGUAGGGCAUGUGUGUUCGUCCUCCUCUUUGUUAAGUCACCUGCCUUAAUCCUGAUUUGAAUGUUCUUACAAGACCAAACCGUUGGCCGCCAAGUGCUUCUUUUGACUUCACAUAGUUUGACUUUGUGAUAACCUUGAACUAAAACUGCAUUGCAAAAUUUGUGUUUAGCCUGCUGAGGAUGCUGAUGUUGGCAUCUAGAAGCUUUUUUUAAAUUUUUUUUUUUUUUGGGCCUAAUGUUCCAACCCCAGUGUCAAACUGGACCAGACGGAGGAACACCAGCUCGUCUCAGAAAUGCAGUCGCUAUUGCCUGUGUAUUUUUGUGUAAAUAUUUUCUUUGUACAUUAUUUUGUAAAAAAAAUUGAAAAACAAAAAAACCCCACAGAAAUUAUACUAACUUAUUUAUGUCAAGCUUUUUUUUAAAUGUAGAAUAUAAAAAAAAAAUUGAUUCACGGUUAUCCAAAGUGGCAUUUACUUUAUUAUUAUAAUUGUAUUAUUUUUUAAAACCAUAUUUGUGGUAGUUUUUUUUCCCCCCUUCUUAUCAACAAGGUUGCAAACUGAGCCUAAUAAGAUAUUUUGAUGUGCAUUGUUUUUGUUUUUUUUUUUUUGUAAUGUGUGGACAUAAAAUGUGUUGCAAUCAAUUAAAACAGUUAAAAUUGAA